AUGGACGAUGUAUCACUCCACCAGGAGGAUUCUGGGAACGACGCAACAGCCAACCAGACGGAGGACAACAAAAACAAUCAGACAGAGAGAGAGGCUUCAGUGCAGGAGUGUGACCCCCCUAAGAGAGACCACCUGGCGGAGGACACAGUGGAAGGUCAUGUGGUUAAAGAGGGAGAGAAGGGAGAGGCAGGGAACGGAGAGGGGAGGAAGGGAGAGGGAGAGGGAGAGGGAGAUGGAGGGAAGGCACCAGAGAACAAGAGCAAACCAGUAAAAGAAAAGGAAGGGGCAGGAGGAGGAAAGGUUAAAGAGAAAAGCAAGGAGGUGGAGAAGCAAGGAAAGACCAAAAGAAAGAGUGGCGUGAAUCACACCGCCUCUACCCCAUCCUCUGUGGCCCGACCCCGGAGCUCUGCCCGCUCUGCCCGGCCGUCCACUAAAAAGGACAUCAUAGCAAAGUUCCAGAAAAAUGACUCUGAGACACCGGUUGUCCGCAACUUCAAACUUCAGAGAUCAUCUAUGGCUGUGGCAAACGGGGCGUCAAUCAAACAGAAAGUGCUUUCAUGGUGUCAAAACAAAACACGCAAAUACGAGGGUGUUUCCAUAGAGAACUUCUCAUCAUCAUGGUGUGAUGGGCUGGCGUUCUGUGCACUCAUCCAUCGCUUCUUCCCGGACGCUUUCGACUUCUCAGCCCUGAGCUCAUCUGAGAGAGAGAAGAAUUUCACGCUGGCCUUCAACACAGCAGAGACCAUGGCUGACUGCUGCCCCCUGUUGGAGGUUGGUGAUAUGAUCCUGAUGGGGAACAGCCCGGACCCUAUGUGUGUGUUCACCUAUGUCCAGGCACUCUGUCAUCACCUCUCCAAAAUAGAGAAGGAGAGGAAGGACAAGGAAGAAGAGGAGAAGAAGAUUGAAAAGAUGAAAGACGAAGAGGUAGAAACCACUACAGAGAAGAAAGAGGAGGAGAGUGAGGAAACUGGGGAGAUAGAUGGUCAACAAGAGGAGGGGGAUGAGGGAAGAGAGAACAAAGUAAAAGACGAGAAAGAGAGUGAGGAGAGCUCAGCGGUAGAGAAAGAGCAAGAGGAAAGAGAAGUUAGAGGGUUAAUUGAAGCACAGGCUUAAGCUAAUGCUAAAAAAAGACAUGGAAAAGAGAUUCAUAUAAGUCACAUGAUGAAGUAUAGUUUUACAGUUUGGAACACGACAAGUGUUUAGCGUGUCAGGGGCGAAAAUCUGAUAUCAACUUUGGAGGGGACAAUUACAUGACAUUUUCUCAAGAGCAAUUCCUGAGAGGGACACCAAAAGUAGUGCUGUAACACAUAGCCUACAUUGUAAUA
Salmo salar (Atlantic salmon) is the source of this 1325-nucleotide messenger RNA. Lineage: Eukaryota; Metazoa; Chordata; Actinopteri; Salmoniformes; Salmonidae. The record is from RefSeq and is a predicted model, not a curated record.